Molecule: messenger RNA, 3355 nt
Organism: Ruditapes philippinarum (Manila clam)
Lineage: Eukaryota; Metazoa; Mollusca; Bivalvia; Venerida; Veneridae
Exons: 11
Coding region: 161-2248 (695 amino acids)
Source: RefSeq, a predicted model, not a curated record
ACCGCUUUGAUGAAAGGGAACUCACUCUUACUAAAAAUUAUCUAUCAAUUUGGAAAACUGGUCUACAAAUAAAAUAAAACUAACAUAGAGUUAUGAGUACAGUACCCGCCAAGACUUGGUAACACACCUGCCAUUUGGUAACAUAUCUGCCAUUUAGACAAUGUCUGUCAUAUCAAAGAUAAGAAGUCCUUCCAAAAACCACUUCAUUUUGUUACUUCUCUGUGCCGUGAUUGGAUAUUUGAUGCGGUCACAUGAUAAGUAUGAACUGAGACCAGUCUGGAGAAAAAGAGCUGAAUAUCAUCAUUUCCAAAACAAGAAAUUUCCAACAAAAGUUGAACAGCUCCCACCUCCUGUUAUUACAGAUGUGGAUAGUGAUGGAACUAAUGACAUUAUUUUAUUGACGAAUGACUUGAAAUUAAGCAUAAUGACCUUGCCAGAUCCGGUUGGGAAGGAUGAAGAGGAUCGCACUUUGCCACAUGUUGAGGUGAAGCAUAAGGUUGUGUUACCACAAGCAACCAAUGGUAGUCAAGAUCAACCUUCAGGCUGGCCUGUUGUCAUGGUCACAGGUUUUACUGUUCCAUAUAUGUCUCUAAUGCAGAUCAGGAAGCAGGUAAUUGUGAUUGUAACAAACACAUGGUGGGUGUUCUGCUACUCAUCUGACUUGGAACUACUCUGGCAAAAACAAAUUCUCGACUUCAAAGAGCAGUUUGAUAAUUACUACGUCAAAUCAAUGGGCGCCAUUGUGACGUCACACACAGUAAAGAAGUCAGACGAAGGUUUGGUGAUUGUAGGAGGCAGUUACACACAUAAAGAACACGAGAAACAGAAAGAAGAGCCUCCAAAAGAAGAAAACAAGUCUGAGAAUGGUACCGAGCCUGAGCAGACGGAGGCAUCUCACACUGAGCAUACAGUGGAGGAGGAUACAUUCACACACUUCUCCACAUUUGCCCUCAGUGCUAAAGAUGGAUCGACCAGGUGGCAUCAUUUGCCAGGAGAAUUUGGUGAACAAGAAACUAAAAAAGAGGAAGAGACACAAGAGCAUCACUGGAAGCUGAGUUUAAAACGGCACAGACUUCACAUUGGUGAGUCACCAUGGACUUACUAUAAACAGGAGCUCUACAAGGCAUUGCCGCACAAUUGGAAAUCAAUACAGGAUACAAAGUUUUCUCUGGGACGUUACCAGAAGGUUGUAGAUGAGAGCCUAGUAACCGAUGAUGAUGAAGAUGUAGCAGAAGUUGAACCAACUAAAUCGGCACUUGAUCCAAAACAUCUGAUUGGUUAUGCAUAUGGUGGACAGAGGCCUCACAGUGAUGCAGAGCAUAUUGCUAACCCCAACGCUGUCGUUAUUAACCAUCAAAAUGGUGUUGAGGUGUUAAACAUCCUUACAGGGCGUCCUAUAACACGCCUUCAACUUGCGGACGAUAGCGCCAUCUAUGGACUUAUGGAUUCAGAAAACGACAUCAAGAAGCUGUCAUGGGGUGAACAAGAAAAUUAUAGUCCAUGUUUUCUGGAGAUUUGGCGGAUAUUUCCGAUCAAAGAAAAUUUGGAAAGAUUUCCAGUGUGUGCAACAAAACGUUUAUUUUUUACGACCAACUGGGUGUACGAUGAAGACAUGUUUAUAAAGUUACCACCCCUUAUUCUUAAAAGUAUUGCUAGAAAAUCAGGGGUUGUGCGGCAUUUAUUGGGUCAUCAUUUACGGAAGGUAGAUGACCAAUAUGAUUUGAUAGCUUUUGGCAGUAUGGGAAGAGUAACGUCUGUUGAUAAAAACGGGGAUUUCAACUGGCAGACCCAGAUUGAUGCUAGUUGGGACUCUGUUGCCAUGUCAGUAAGAAAAAUGAAGAAAGGAGAAUGGUCUGAACUUUUUGAGGAGUUCAAAAAUUCUUUUCAUCCAGACAGGGCUCUCAUGUCUCUGCAAAUAUAUGGAGCAAAGCAAAACGUAUUAGUAGUUGGAUGGAGAGAUAUCAGUUUAGUGGAAUUAACAGAAGGAAGGACUCUUGCUCAACAUUCCACACCUUGUCCCUCUACAGGGCCUCUUGUUGUAGGGGACUUUAAUAACGAUGGUUAUAAUGAUGUGAUAUUUACUUGUAAAUUUGGAUAUAUAGGAUUUAGUUUACAUAGACAAUCAAAUCAUACGUCAACAAUGCUUUAUGGGGUAGCAGUGUUCUUGAUUAUUCUGGUAAUAGCUUGGAUUCUCUCCCCUGAAAGACAAAAAUCCCAAGAAGACAGUGACGUUGAUGAUUCAAGCUGAUGAACUAGUUUUUAACCUUAUGAUGAGCUAGUUUUUAACCUUAUGUCCCAAAUAGUGAUAUUAUUUAAAAUAAAUGAGAGUUGAGAAGACAGGAAAUAUACAUGAUAUUCUGUGAAAAGUUGGUUCAAAGUGAUGAACAUUGGAAAAGACCACCUUUAAAAAAAAUUAAAAUGGUCUCUAAAAUUGGGUGGUAUGUUGGUGCAUAUCAGAAUAUGUUAAUUACAUGUAUGAAAGGUGAAAUAUAAGAAAGAAAAGUGCUUCUCUGUCAAGUAAAUAGAAGUUGGAAGGUCAGUUGGAGAAAACGUCAGUUGGAGAAAACCUUAAUUGAGUUGGGACAUGAUUUAAUAUUAUAUACAAUGUAGUUUACAAACAUUCCAUGGUGAACAACGUGUUCUGCAAUAUGUACCAGUUCAUUUAGCCUGGGUUUCAGGCGUUCAUAUUUUUUGCUCAUUCAUAACAUACGCACUAUUUCGUACUCUAUCGUGUUUUGAUGAUAUCGAUUUGCCGAACAGAAGCACAUAAAAAUCGACAGACUGAAACCCAGGCUACAGUUUAUUUAUAGGAUGGAAGAAGGAAUGAUUGAUGGCGCAGACUAGUAUCUAGUCAUUGAUAAUCCGCAUAUUUCACUUUUGCUUCAUUCUUAAUCGUUUUCUGUUUUUACACAUCUUUAUCAUUAUUUAAAAACUUAAGUAUCAGUUUGUUGAGACCUCUUUAGUUCGCCAUAUGAUUUUUCUUCAGGUUUGAUUGCUCAUUAAAGUUUUUUUGGGGUCUAAAAAAGCUGGUGUAAGAACUGUUCAACAAUAAUUUUAUACAUGGAAAGUAAUAAUGCAGUAUUAUGGUAACACAGUUUCAAGUUGUUAUAUAUUUCCUUAUAUAAAGGUUAUUAGAUGGCAUGUGACCAAGAAAUUGUUCAAGAGUUCACUGUUCUGUACAAAUGAAGCCCACAAAUAUUUCUGUGCCAAGUGUUGAUUAAACCUUUUAUGUAUAUUAUGCAAGUGAUUCCUUGGUACAUGUAUUUGCUUUUUAAGUUACUGAUCUUUAAUCCUUUCAGUUUUCAUUAUAUAAAUAAGAUUUGACAUAUUGCCAAACUUACUGUUUUCAUAACAA